AUGAAAAAAUUUCACUUUUUUAUUCGGAAAUUUAACACAUAUAAUAUUCCUUCUAUUUCUAAUAAUACAAAAGUACACAAAACUUACAGAGAAGCAAAUAAAAAAAAUGAAGAGGAUUUACACAAAAUAUUUAAUAAAGAAUUAGUUGCAUAUCCUUAUGAUGAAGAUAGAUACAGAAAAUUAUUAAAUAUCGAAUUAAAUAAAGAAAAAAGAAAUUUACAUGAUUUUUUUUUUAAUUCAGACAUGUAUAUUAACGUAGAAAAUGACAAAAUAAAAAAUAUAUCUUCAUCUAAUUUUAAUAUUGAAAAUAUAGAUAAAUAUUUUAUAUUUGAAAAAGAAUAUUUGGACAAAUUUUUUUCUGAAGGAUUAGCGGGAGAAUUACAUAAAGACAUUUUAAUGCACAACAACGAUGAUGACAAUUUUGAAAUAUUUCUUAAUGAAUUAAAGAAAAACAAUUUAUGUGAUAAAAACAAAAUAAAAAAUUUCCAGAAAAUUAAAGGAAUAGGUUUAUUGUAUAGAAAGUUAACUUAUGAAAUUAUAAACGAACUAAAAUAUUGUGAAGAUGUUUAUAAAUUAAAGGAGCAAAGAGAUUCCUAUAAUUUAGACAAUUAUUUUUUACAAAAAAAUAACUUUUCUUCUUAUUAUGAUAAGGAAAUUAUAGAUGAAAACAAUUACGAAUUAAAUAAGGAAGUUCAAAAUAAUUGUUCUACUACUAAUGCUUUUAUUAAUAAUAUAAAUAGUUGCAAAAAUAACAAUAAAAUAUAUUCUUAUAAAAAUAGAAGUAUCUUAAUAGAUGGAAAAAGAGGAACGGGAAAAAGUUGCAUUUUAAAUAGUGUUAUUUUAUGGGCAAAGUUAAAUAACUGGCUUGUCAUAUUUAUACCAGAUAUAAAAAAAUAUAAAUUUGAUAUAAAUAAUAUUGUUCGUAGUAAUACAAAUUUGUAUAUUCAACCAGAAUUAAGUAGACAAUUUCUUGAAGAUAUAGUAAAAGUUAAUGAAAAAUUUUUAAAAGAAAUAAAAGUUAAUAAAGAAAUUUUACAUAAUACUUGUUUGGAUGGAACGCAUUUAUUAUACAACAAAAGAAUAUAUGAUGAUAUAAUUAAAAAAACGGUUGAUACAGAAAUAAAAACUGAUGAAAAUUAUAAUAAUUUAAAUGAAAAAGAAAAGAAUAUGUUUAGACAGAAAUUAUAUAAAUUUUACUAUGACAAUGUUAAAAUACCAAAUUUAUUAGAUAAAUUUUCUGUUCCUUCUAACUUACUAGAAUUAGCUCAUAUUGGCAUAAACAAUUCUGCAUAUUCAAAUUUAUGUAUUUAUGCUUUAUUUGAGCAUUUGAAAAAACAAACAAUAUUUCCUUUGUUAAUAGCAGUAGAUCAGUUUAAUUACAAUUUAAGUGUUUCUGAGUAUUUAUCUAUUAACUUUGAAAAUACCAAAUAUAAUGGAUAUAUACCUACAUAUUAUUUUACUAUACCAAAAUUAUUAAUUCAAUGGGAUACUUCUAAAUAUAAAAGAUGCUUUAAAAUUGUUGCUACAUGCUGGGAUAGAGAAAAUAGAAGAAAUUUUAGACCUGAAUUAUUAGGAAUACAAAAAAAGGAAGUCAAAACAGUUCGUAAUUUUACUUUAAGAGAGUUUAAAAAUUAUGUUAGUCAUUUAUAUAAUCAAAAUAUCAUUUAUAAUUUUGAUAUUAAUAAAUUGGAAUAUUUUUACAUGCUAACAGGAGGAAAUGGUUUUCAGGCACGAAAACUAUUGACAACCUUAUACUGA
Messenger RNA from Plasmodium relictum, 1758 nucleotides. Its product is annotated as mitochondrial ribosomal protein S29 precursor, putative. Bases 1 to 1758 code for a protein of 585 amino acids. The transcript has 2 exons. The record is from RefSeq and is a predicted model, not a curated record. Lineage: Eukaryota; Apicomplexa; Aconoidasida; Haemosporida; Plasmodiidae. Gene Ontology annotation, molecular function: structural constituent of ribosome. Gene Ontology annotation, cellular component: mitochondrial small ribosomal subunit.